Molecule: messenger RNA, 528 nt
Organism: Prunus armeniaca (apricot)
Lineage: Eukaryota; Viridiplantae; Streptophyta; Magnoliopsida; Rosales; Rosaceae
Source: the annotation of a GenBank genome assembly
AUGUACGAUUACACUAUCCCCCCCCCCUAUUUCAACCCGCCACCUUCUCUCCUCCAUAAUCACCACCACCGUGAACCACCAGCCACGAGACCAGAUCCGUUCGAACUGUCAUCCUUCCCCCAUCACGUCCCGACCAGCCUCAGUCGUCACCGACCUCGGAGCUCAUCGGAAACUGGAGAAAAACCCGCCGGUUUCAAUCCAUUUUCACAACCGUCGAUCUCCGUCAUCCGGCUACCAAAUCGGACGAUCAAGGUACCCAGAUAUACAGAUGUUGCCUUCGGAUAUGAUGAUGUGCACGGACAUCCAGGUUGCCUUCGGAUUUUGUCAGUUGCCUUCGGUUUAGUUAGCAUGCUUGACAGUUGCCCCACGAGUUCAGUGGUACCCGGACUCGUGUGGAGCGAGGACGCGAAUCAGGUUGACCAAGGUCCCCUGAAUCCUGCGAGGUUACGGCUCGGAUUGACUUUGUGUCACCGAGACCUGCGAGGACGUGUCACCAAUGGUGAUGCGAGGGGUACACCUAGGUGGUAG